AUCAGCUAUGCUUACCGUGCAGACGUCAUAUUACGUCAUUAAUAUUCCUGAGCCAUGCCUUCACCAUAGUAUGUAAAUAGCGGUACAUUCCAGUAUACGUUUGGCAGGUUUCACUCCUGUGUUUGCUUCGUCCAAGUGGAGGACAUUGUACAGUCUGCAGCUUCUGAAUUAUUGACGUGUCCAGUGAAUAACACGAUUUCCUGACCUAAGACAUUUUGUUGCUGCAAUUAUGGCGCACUCUACUCAUGACAGCGAAAAGAAAGGGGAUUAUGCUGUCAACUGGUCAUUAAUGAAAGAGCGGCUGAAUUCGUUCCAGUGCUUCCCUCGUUCUCAAGAAGUUUCUGUGGAGCGACUGACCCGGGCAGGGUUUUAUUUCACAGGAGAGGCGGACAGGGUGCAGUGUUUUAGUUGCAAUGUAACAGUGGAGGACUGGAAAAGAGGAGAUGACCCAUUGCAGAGGCAUAAGCAAGCAUCUCCUGCCUGCUCAUUUCUCGGAUGUGUUCAUGGUUUGAAUACCCAGAGUCACUUGUCCAGUGUCUCUUCUUAUAACGAAGAGGCAGAAUCCAGGGAGUUUCUCCUCCGCACGGGAGAGGUGGUGGAUGAGACCAUAUAUCCCAAGGUGCCACACAUGAAGAGUGAGGAAGCUCGGCUUAAUACUUUCAGUAACUGGCCGGCAACCUCUCCGGUCCAGCCCAGUGAUCUGGCAGAAGCAGGCCUGUAUUACCUUAAUGGGGAUGACAUUGUACAGUGUUUUUGUUGUGGGGGGAUGCUUUCAGGAUGGCAGCAGGGCGAUGAUGCCUGGGGUGAACAUGCAAAGUACUACCGAAACUGCUUCUUUAUCUUGGGCCAUGAUGUGGGCAAUGUGCCACUGGCGACACCCAGAUCCGGGAUGAAUGGUGACAGGGCCUCUCUCGAGACUUUUGAGGGGCGUCUUAAUAGCUUCAAUGGCAGACAACACCCCAUAGACCACAAAAGACUGGCUAGAGCUGGAUUCUACAGCACAGGAGUCCAAGACAAAGUGAUCUGCUUUAAGUGUGGUGGAGGAGUGAAGAACUGGCUACCUGAUGAAGAUCCUUGGGAGGAGCACGCCAGGCACUAUCCAGGCUGCAGUUUUCUUCUGGCAGAAAAAGGAAAAGAAUAUGUCAGCAAUGUGCAACUGAAUUAUCCUAAAGGACAACAUUCAAGGUCAAGUCAAAAUGGCUUUUCAAGUCACGAGGGAGUCAAGCAGUCAGAGGUUGCACAAAAGGCUGUUGAAAUGGGUUUUGACCCCAUCAAAGUGAAGAGAACCAUUCUGCAGAAGUUACGUCAGAACAGCGAGGGUUAUACCUCAGUUGAGGCUCUUAUUCAAGACCUCAGCACACAGGAGAGUGAUGUUGAUGUACCUGAAAAACAAGAGGACCCUAUGAAGAAACUUGAGAAACUCCAGCGGGAGAAGCUCUGUAAAGUCUGCAUGGACAGUGACAUUAGCAUCGUCUUCAUUCCAUGCGGACACUUGGUCACUUGUCAAAAGUGCUCAGAUCACCUAGACAAGUGUCCCAUCUGCUGUGCCACCAUCACACAGAAGAUAAAGACCUACAAUGCCUAAAAAAAAACUUAAGUAACCAACUCCAAAUGAAACCCUGAUGUUCACUGAAUGUGUGGGAAUUUAAUCAUUCCUUAAAACUGCACAUAGAUGUGUAUUUGAUUUAAGCUGAUCAUGUAUAUAUGUAUGAAGAUAUCCAUAGAUAUACUCAAAUUUUAUUAUCUUGUUGUAUUUUUACAUUUCCAUGUGUUUGAUUUUGAUCAAGGCAGGGGCACACUACAUAAUUUAACUUGUAUUGUAUUGCAGGGAAAGAAAUCUUUACCUCCUCCCCACUCCCAAAAAGUUACCCUGGGGACAAAAUCAUUUUCUUUAUAUAGCUGCUUCGUUCAAAUACACAGAAAUACUCAGAUUGAUGUUUAAGGAAUAUUCCGGGUUCAAUACAAGUUGAGCUCAAUUGACAGAAUUUUUGGCAUACUAUUGAUUACCACAAAAAUUCAUUUUGACUCUCAUUCCCUCCUUUUCUUAAAAAAAUAAAAUAAAAUCAAGGUUGCAGUGAAGCACUUACAAUGGGAGUGAAUGUGGCCAAUUUUUAGAGGGUUUAAAGGCAGAAAUGUUAAGCUUAUAAUUUUAUAAAAGCACUGUCAUUGAUUCUUCUGUUAAAACUCAUCUGUUUAUUUGAGCUGUAAAGUUGUUUAAAUUGUCUUUUUUAGUCAUUUUAGGUUUUUAUGAUUUGUUGACUACAUCAUUGUAAAAUUAUCUAUAACUUUACACAGAAAAGGUUAGUAAGUGAUUUUAUCACACUAAAAUCAUGUUUACACUGAUACUGUGUAUGUCUUGUGGCUAUAUUAUUGAAAAAGUGAGUAUUGUAACGUUCAAAAAUUGGCCUCGUUUUUUGCUUUUUUUUAAGAAAAGGAGGAACGAGUCAAAAUUAAGUUUUGUGGUAAUCAAAAUAUGCCACAAAUGCUGUUGAUUGAGCUUAAUUUGUAUUGGCCCUGGAAUAUUCUUUUAACUACCAUAGUGCCUUUUUGUAGACUAAAUUUUAUGAAUAUUUUCAUUCUGUUUAAUGAUUUAACAUAAUCAUGUAUUAUAUUUUAUCUAGGCUAAUAUUUUAUCUUUUAUUCAUUAUAACAGGAUAAUGCUUGACACUUUGUUUUAGGGUUGAUUAAACGUUACCAGACAAAACUGGUUUUCUCAUGAUUACAAUUAUUUUUUAUCAUGACUCCUGUAGUAUGAUUUAAGUUGUUUAAACAUGGCAGUGGCAAUACAUGUAGAAUUCCUCACAAAUAUUUUUACAUUUUGGUUUAUCUCAAAUUGUGAAGUUAAAAAUUGAUAUAUUGGCUAUGAGAAGCUCAAGAAUUUUAGUGGUUCGCAUCAAUAGAACAUUAUACUUUGAUUACUAAUUUUUAUUCUAUAGAUUAUAGACCAUUUCAAGAAUGUAAACAAAAACAAAAGUCCAAACGUAUUUCCGGAUCCUUUCAACAAAGUCUCUUUUUCAAAGUCAGUCAGUCCACUUGGCGACCGUUUUUGGAAAACUUUUGGGCAGCUAUUUUUCUAUGUAAACAAGCGUCAUGAAAGUGCAGCUCCUAUCUACUUGAAUGGGGAAUGACCGAAAUCUCCAAAACGGUUGGUCAAUAAUAAGCAAUAAAGUAAGUUAAGUAAUUGCCUUAUUGUCUUGGCGAUGUGCCCUCAUGCCAUUCGGGUGUUUCGUUGUCUUGUGAGAGCACGUGGCUUUGUUUUGUUACUGUAUCGCCGUGUGUCUCUGUCUUGGGUCAUACCCCGCCACCUUGUUUGCCCAUUAUUAGUCACACCUGCCCUGUCUUGUUAACCGGUUGAUUUCUCUCCCUAUUUUAGUCUCCUCGUGUGUGCUGUCCAGUGUCAGUUCGUCUUGUUCUAGUCGCUGUUAAUUGCCUUUUCUCGUUCUGUCGGUCUAGUGUCCUGAAAAUUUACGCCACCUAUCAGGAUGUCCUACCAAUGCUAUAUUCGCAUAGUUGUAGGGUUAGGGCUUAGUACAGCCUCACACCAUAUCACACUAUCUGAUUAUGCUGGUAGCACAGCCUGAUAGGUAUUAUCUGCCUGACAAGAUGUGCUACCUAUGUUUUUAACACAUUUCAUGCUGUUGUAGUACAUUCCGACAGGUUCUCCCGUGCCUCCCGACCAGUGUUUUAACUUUACAUAACACUGUUUUUUAAUGCUGUUAGCACAUCCUGAGCAGGGAGCACCGGCCGGGUUCCCCGUUACACUCUGCCCCGCCUGGAUACCUUUUUCCCCUACGGGGUAGUUUGUUUGUUUUUCACCCUUGUGGGAGUUUAUGUUGGUUUUUGUUCUUUAUAAAUACAUCCCCUUUUUAACUCUGCGUUUGGGUCCCGUCAAUCUCUGCUAAAUCUUGACACCUGAUGAAAGGAGUCCAAACUCAGUCGCACUGUCAGAAUAAUUCAGCCCCAAAUACAUUGUGUUAACUUCUCACUUUUUAUAGAUGUUAGAUAACCUUACUGUUGUUAAUACCAGUGAAUUUACAUCUGCAUCCCAACUCAAAAUCAAUGCCUUACUGUCGAAUGAGCAUGUCACCGAGACAAAACAUACAAUAUUACUGCAAAUUGGACUUAUUUUGGUAAUAUAAUAAUAAUAAUAUUGCUUUUAUUUUAAUUUCUGUCUUUACAUUUUUCAUUUGAUAGAAACGGUUACACCAGUGCUACCAAAUGAGGUGAUGGUGCCACCAAGUUCUAGGUAGAUGCAUGUUUGAAGAAGCACACUUGAUUAUAUUUUGAAGAACAGAUGAAAAAGAAAAGCCGUUGAUGCAUGUGUCUGGUUUGUCGUAUGUUCAGAAGUUUAAUGGUGCUCACACGCAUGAAAUUAAAAAAAUAUUCAAUAUUGAUUUUAUAAUUUCAUACAGACCUAUAUUAACAUUCAAAAUUAAGAUAGCUAUAACAUCGAUUAACAUCGGGCUAUGAGGUUAACUAGCGAGCUGUUACUUGUUUGAAAGUAACACUUUUAAAUACUAAUAAGUUUUGGCAACUCUAAAACCUGUAAAUCCACUUCGCUAGCUGAUUACACUUUGAUAUCAACACCACAGAGAUAUAGCAACCGCUGGAACGGAAGUUCAAAGACAAAUAUUUCAAGAUGGCUGCGCGCUUUGCGCUCUGGCGCAAAAUAUACCUUUUUUCACACUCGGGGUUUUGGAACGCGGAAGUAAACGUUUGCUGGGUAAACUUCGACAGCGGUGAAUGGGAAGAUCACAGCAAAUCUUAUUUUCACAUACCCAUUUGCUCCAACAGCAAUUGAAAAAAUCCACUAUUACGUUUGAAUGACUUUCCAGAAGAUGGGGGAAAAAAAUAGAGCGGGGUUGAUUAAGACAGUCAGAUGGGAGAAGAUGCCAAAUUUACUGUCAGUCUCAGCAUCUGUAAUAAAACCCCCUCGCAGCUGUGGUAAUUUGUUUUUAAAACUAAUUCCAGGGUAAUAUAACACAAAGCAUAAUUGAGUGUAUAAAUUUACACUCAAUAUUUAAAAAAAUUAUAAUUUUUUAUAAUUGUGAAAAAGGUCUAUUGCACUGAUCUAAUAUAUAUAUAUAUAUAUAUAUAUAUAUAUAGAUCAGUGGUCUAUUGACCCCAGCCUAGCUGGGAUAUGUGAAAAAGAAG
This is a messenger RNA of Myxocyprinus asiaticus (Chinese sucker), 5154 nucleotides long. Its product is annotated as E3 ubiquitin-protein ligase XIAP-like. The transcript is spliced from 7 exons. Lineage: Eukaryota; Metazoa; Chordata; Actinopteri; Cypriniformes; Catostomidae. Gene Ontology annotation, molecular function: cysteine-type endopeptidase inhibitor activity involved in apoptotic process; ubiquitin protein ligase activity. The record is from RefSeq and is a predicted model, not a curated record. Bases 230 to 1585 code for a protein of 451 amino acids. Gene Ontology annotation, cellular component: nucleus; cytoplasm. Gene Ontology annotation, biological process: positive regulation of protein ubiquitination; regulation of cell cycle; negative regulation of apoptotic process.